AUGUCGUUACCACGUUCCAGCACGUCGACCAAGCACGAUCCCCCUCACAAUAUUGUUCUCAAAGCUUCGUACAUCGCAAAAACUCAUACAUAUCUCGCGUACACCGCAUUUGGAACUGCAUUGUUUCUUGGCGUACUUUUGCACUACAAGAAGAUUGUAAAGAAUGCAGUGGCCGGAUAUCCUGAGGAGUGGUUCCCAUCCGUAUCCGCGACGAUCGGGGAUUGGUACCCGGAACGCAAUGUUUUCCAGAUUCUGAUUGCCCUAACGUCUGGACCGAGGUUUUGUCUCGUCGCUUUCCAAUAUCUCUUGCAUCGUUCCCACAAUUCGUCUCUUCCGACGCUUGUGUUCAUUUGCGGACUUUUACGAACCAUUUCUUGCGGGGGUUGGGUGUAUAUCACCUCUAGCGAUGACCAUGACAUUCACGACGUUUUCAUGAUUGGUUAUAUUGUCCUUAAUAUUCCUUGGAUGGUGGGAGGCAUCAUGUCGACGCCGCUGGAGUACGCGUCUAUUCGUCGCAAACGAGUCGUUUUAGCAUCUGCAUUCUUCUUCACAAUAAUACCCUUGAUAUACUUUUUCAUACAGCACAGGGUUCAUCGAAUUCCCGGAGCCUACACACACUACAGCUUUUUUGAAUGGGGCCUAAUCUUCUUUGACGUCCUUUACGAUUCUUUUACCGAGGAGGAGUUACGUCAAGCUGAUUUGAAUAUCACUAUAGGCAAUUCUAAUGUGGCGUCGACGGAAACUCGAAGCUCUUUGAACGAGAAGACAGCCGGAGCAAAGAACGAAACUUACCCAGAGGUGCAAAAUAAACUUGAAACAGGCGUCAAACCUGUACAACCAACUACGGUCUGGCAGCUUUUUAGCGAUUGGCGACCAACUAUCGCUCUCAUGUCUGAUGCUUGUCUCUCAUACAUCUUCUGGUCUAUCUUUACGUCUUUGGUGCCCACCAUUUUCUACUUUUCUGUUUGGGAACUUGGAAUUUCCGGCUCGGAGCUGGCUUUUCUAGCGUCCCUUUCUCCUAUAUUCCUUGGCAUAUUUAAAAUUCGAGUAUGGGCUUCUACUCGUGCGGGUAUCGCCAUGUUACAUUUCCUUUCUUUCUCUGGUCUAGUCGCCUUUUCGCUCAGGAGCCCAACGCAUCGUUUGUUUGUUGUUGCCCCCGCUACAGCAAUAGCAGCUAUUCGUCAGGUAGUAGACUGGAGGCUACAUCCGCUCUAUUCAAGCUUCAUGACUGCUCUGGGGUUCACGCUCUCCUCCUUUCUCAAACAUUCAAAUCAUUCAAAUAAUCCAGUUUGGCCUAUCGUCGACUCCCGUUCAGGCGGAUACAACAAGACUGGGCUCGCUGUUGCAUGUGUUGCAUUGUUAGAGCUGUACACAAGGCCUAUAUCAGCUCAACCGCCAUCUGAACGGGAUCGUUUGAGAGUUAUACCGGAAACCACGCUAAAUACAGCUCUUCCUCUUGGAAGUCUACUGUUCAUUUUCCACAACCUCCUAUCAGAGCCGGGUACUCUCAUUGCGUGGACAUGGACAGGGUACGAAAACGGUCGCCCUCGUGGCCCGCUUCCCGGUUUACACGGUUCUCUGACAAUUAUUGCGCAAUGUCUUGGAAUCUUGUUUUCGGUUGCGUUGCUGAAAGGAAACUUUGGACGAGUUUUGGCCCAUCCGAUUUGGUUCGUCGUCGGAAAUUCUGCUGCCUACGUCCUGUAUCACUACAGAAAUUGGUCCGGCUACUGGGGAUGCUUGGUGUUUGCUUUCUUUUCCAUGUCGAUAACACCGCUGGUCAUUGUUCGUGCGAGCAGAACCAAGGCGGUGGCACGGACAUACUUUACUGCCAUGUUGGUCUACUGUCUCUUGAUGCUAGCUGCCAUCUGGACGGUCGCUUAUGCAUUUGUCCCAGGAGGGCCGUAUCUUAGAGAACGUACAGAUCUUGUCACAAUCGCGCAGAUGUUAUGCCUGUCGCUCGCUUUUGACUGGCCGAUCUUACGCCCGCCCCAUCUUACAACUUUACCGUCUUUGUCUUCUACAGUUGCAUCGUUCUCGCGAGCAGUCCUAGCAUGUAUCUCAGUAUUGGCUAUCCUCAGUACUCUGUACCACUUUCCAAGCAAACCAACGACUCCCCACCGUGCCGGUCACAGAAUGCUGCGCGCUGGUAUCUGGACAGUUCACUUCGGGAUCGAUGAUGAGGGCAGAGAUAGUCAGCGACGUAUGCGGGACCUUCUCAAGGGUUUGGAACUGGACAUAGUCGGACUUUUGGAGACUGAUCUACAGCGUCCUGCGUACGGAAACCGUGAUCUGACAAGGGUGAUAUCCGAAGAGGGAUUUUACGUCGACAUUGGUCCUGGACCCAAUCUACACACCUGGGGUGCGGUCCUUCUUUCAAAGUUCCCAAUCAUCAACUCCACUCAUCAUCUGUUACCAUCUCCGGAUGGAGAACUUGCUCCUGCAAUCGAAGCGGUCCUGGAUGUUUUUGGUACGUCAGUGGUUGUUAUCGUUUCCCACAAUGGUCAAGAGGAGACACCAUUGGAUCGUCAGCUUCAGAGCCAGGAACUGGGGAGAAUCAUGGCCUCACAUUAUCCAAACCCCACUAUUUAUCUGGGUUAUGUGGUGACUACACCACAUGCAGAAAAACCGAGUCCCUACAAAUACCUUGUUGAAGAUGGUCUUAUGCACGACAUCGAUCAAUACGACUGGGAUCGAUGGUGCGAAUACAUUUUGUAUCGCGGUCUGUAUCGUACCUCCUACGCUCGUGUUUCUCGGUCAACUAUCACCGACACCGAACUACAAGUUGGCCAAUUCAUUCUUCCAAAACAUGGACAUACCGUCACGAACGACUCUCAUGAUGCGAGGUAUACGCGGAUCUUCAAGGAGACGCUUUCUCCAGAACAUUGGUUCCCAAUGGAAUACUACGGGAGUGAAGGACAGGGAGGGGUCAACGGUCAUUUCUAUCAUGUCUUCAACACGCCUUUGUAUUACAAUAUCCCUGCAGAUGCAGUGCUGUAAGGAGUUGCAACACGUUGUAUGUAUGACGACCUGUACCAACUCUUUGAUCUUCUUUCGAUGUACACACGCUCCCAUCUUUUCAAAUUUUGUCUCUGAUACGAACAGCAGACUCUAGAUUAA
This is a messenger RNA of Marasmius oreades (fairy-ring Marasmius), 3117 nucleotides long. RefSeq lists its product as uncharacterized. The coding region runs from base 1 to 2997 and encodes 998 amino acids. The transcript is spliced from 23 exons. The record is from RefSeq and is a predicted model, not a curated record. Gene Ontology annotation, cellular component: endoplasmic reticulum. Gene Ontology annotation, biological process: GPI anchor biosynthetic process; fungal-type cell wall organization. Lineage: Eukaryota; Fungi; Basidiomycota; Agaricomycetes; Agaricales; Marasmiaceae.